Molecule: messenger RNA, 4222 nt
Organism: Chelonoidis abingdonii (Abingdon island giant tortoise)
Lineage: Eukaryota; Metazoa; Chordata; Testudines; Testudinidae
Gene: PKD2L1
Product: polycystin 2 like 1, transient receptor potential cation channel
Biological process (GO): potassium ion transmembrane transport; detection of mechanical stimulus
Cellular component (GO): membrane
Molecular function (GO): calcium-activated potassium channel activity; sodium channel activity; muscle alpha-actinin binding
Source: RefSeq, a predicted model, not a curated record
CUGGACUCCCCUGGCAAAGGCGCUCCCUGACUCUGACAAGUUCCCUUCAAGUUACUCGUCUUCUCCAGCUUCGAAUUUCUGUCGCCAGGCAGUUUGCACCAGUGAGUGAAUUAAAAGCACAUCGCUCCCUGGUGAUCCGCCAUGAGCUCCUCCCGGUUAAACAACAGAGCCGAGAGCCACUUUCGAGCCCAGGAGGAACACGAGCUAGAAACCUUGGGGAAGAAAGCGUGGGACAAUCCUGUUUACAAUGGCUCCCCCUCUGCAUCUCUGAAGAUCCGAGCCAUCUACAACCCCAAGGCCAUUCUGGAGAACCCCUACGAGAACAUUGAGAAGCUGGGGGACCCCCUUCCCUACCAAGAAGAGAGGAAAAAGGCGGAGGAUGUGAAGAAGAAACCCUUGCCCAAGUGCUGCUUCUGUUUCUUCAAAGGCAUCCGAGGCCUCUGGGGGACAACUCUGACCGAGAACACUGCUGAAGACCGAGAGCUGUAUGUAAAGACCACGCUGCGAGAGCUGCUGGUUUAUGUCAUCUUCUUGGUGGAUAUCUGCCUACUGACUUAUGGAAUGACCAGUACAAAUGCCUAUUACUACACCAAAGUGAUGUCCGACCUCUUCCUGCAAACCUCUUCGGACAGCGGGGUGUCCUUCCAGUCCAUUGGGAGCAUGGCUGAGUUCUGGGGGUAUGCCCAAGGCCCAUUGCUGGAUAGCUUGUACUGGACCAAAUGGUACAACAAUGAGUCACUAGCUCACAACACCCAGUCCUACAUCUACUAUGAGAAUCUGCUGCUUGGUGUCCCACGUCUGCGCCAGCUGAAGGUGAAGAACAACUCGUGUGUGGUGCACGACAACUUUAAGGAGGACAUUUCAGGCUGCUAUGAUGUGUACUCUGAGGACAAGGAGGAAAGAGUUCCCUUCGGGCUCAUCAAUGGAACUGCGUGGAGGUACCAUUCUGAGGAAGAACUGGGCGGCUCGUCCCAUUGGGGACGACUAACCAGCUAUAGCGGGGGAGGAUAUUACAUAGACCUCAAGCUGACCCAGGAGGAGAGUGCGGAAGCCCUGCGAGUCCUGAAGGAGAAGUUGUGGCUGGACCGGGGCACCCGGGUGAUCUUCAUUGACUUCUCUGUGUAUAAUGCAAACAUCAACCUGUUCUGCGUGCUGAGGUUAGUAGUUGAAUUUCCAGCCACCGGUGGUGCAAUCCCUUCCUGGCAAAUCCGCACGGUGAAGCUCAUCCGAUAUGUCAGUACCUGGGACUUCUUCAUUGUGGCCUGUGAGAUCAUUUUCUGCAUCUUCAUCUUCUACUACGUGGUGGAGGAGAUUCUGGAGCUGCGUAUCCACAGGCUCCAGUACUUCACCAGUGUCUGGAACAUCCUGGAUGUGGUGGUCAUACUGCUGUCCAUCGUUGCCAUUGUGUUCCACAUCUUUCGCACCAUCGAGGUGAACAGGCUGAUGGGAGAGCUGCUGAGGCAUCCUGACAUCUAUGCAGACUUUGAAUUCCUGGCUUUCUGGCAGACCCAGUACAACAACAUGAACGCAGUAAACCUGUUCUUUGCCUGGAUUAAGAUAUUCAAGUACAUUAGCUUUAACAAAACAAUGACCCAGCUUUCCUCUACGCUGGCUCGCUGUGCCAAGGACAUCCUGGGUUUUGCCAUCAUGUUCUUCAUUGUGUUCUUUGCCUACGCCCAGCUGGGCUACCUUCUCUUUGGGACACAAGUGGAAAACUUUAGCACCUUUAUUAAAUGCAUCUUCACCCAGUUCCGGAUCAUACUUGGCGACUUUGACUACAAUGCCAUCGACAAUGCCAACAGGGUGCUGGGGCCCAUUUACUUCGUCACCUACGUCUUCUUCGUUUUCUUUGUGCUGCUGAACAUGUUCCUGGCCAUCAUCAACGACACCUACUCAGAAGUCAAGGAGGAGCUUUCAAACCAGAAGAACGAGCUGCAGCUCUCAGACAUCCUGAAGCAGGGCUACCACAAGACGCUGAUGAGGCUGAAGUUGAAGAAAGAGCGGAUUUCAGACGUUCAGAAGGCUCUCCAGAAUGGGACAAAGGAGCUAGAGUUUGAGGAUUUUAAGAACAGUUUGAAAGAGCUGGGUCAUGCCGAGCAUGAGAUCACAGCAGCCUUUUCGAGAUUUGACAAAGAUGGUAACCAGGUCCUUGAUGAAGAGGAACAGAAGCGAAUGAGGCAUGACCUAGAGGAGAAAAGGGUUGCUUUGAAUGCAGAGAUUGAAAACUUGGGCAAAUCCUACGGUGAUAACAACCUGGAUGAGAAUCUGACCCUUGCGGAUGCAAAGAACAAUCAUGCCAAUAAGUCCACCUGCGUAUCUGAGGAAGAAUUCCAAAUCCUCCUGCGACGGGUCCUGCAGCUGGAGCACUUGAUUGGCAGCAUCGUGUCCAAGAUUGAUUCAGUGGUGAGCAAGCUGGAGGCACUGGAGAGAAACAAACUGCAGAGGAAAGACCUGGUGGGCAAGCUGCUCGACAACAUCAGCAAGGAGGAACAGCCCAGGCAGGAAGAACUGCUCCAGCGGAACCUAGACCCGCUGGUGAAGGAAAACCAAGAAGGCUGGGAGACAAAGCACAUGCUGGGAAGCAACCUCAGUGGGAGCUCUCCCCAAAAUGGUAACAGCAUCUACCCCAACCUGCCCAAGUUGGGGUUACCGGGCUCUCAGGCGCCUAAGAACACCCGGCCUCAGUCUAACAUGCACUUCUGACACCCAUCGGAAUGCUCCCAUCCCACCUUGGAUCCCAGGGUAUUAAGUCAGUCUCAGCUGAUUCUCUGUUGUUAGACUAGCCACAAAAAAGACAGACUAUAACAGAGAUGUCUGUCUCAGCUGAUCCCGUGCAGAAUCAUGGAUGUUAUUGUUUUUUAUUUGCCAAGUUGUGUAACACCAUAGAUCUAGAACUCCAGGUUCAAAUGCCUCUGGGCUUCAAGGAAGUGUUCAGACCUGGAUCCAGACUGUGCUGCUGGCUCCUAUAUCUCUAAAUGGGCUGAACUUGUCCUGUCCCCCACCCUCCAUCUCCCCAAGAUCUGAACACCCCAGAGCACUGAGGAAAAUUUGGAUCCAGAGUGGAUCUUUGCAGUUCACACUCUCUCUCUCUCUCUCUCACACACACACACACAGAGUCAUUUACAGGUUACAGUUAUGGGGGGCUGCUAAACAAGGUGGAAUAUAUGUGUUGCAAAGAGAAACAUGCUAAUUAACCUCAGGCCCGCCAACAGCAAUCCUAGGCCCCAGGGCAGAACAGUCAUUGGGCCCCCUAGAAAGGUCCACCUGACAUUUGGGCGGUGCUGUGCCUGCACUGGCUGAUGCCCAGCAAGCUGCUGGGCACACUCUUCUGGCACAGCCAGGGCUUCUACAUGUCUGCCUGGCUGCCUUCGCUGCUGCCGGUACCACCUCACACGUGCUUAGGAGCCUUGUGGCCGCCUGGGUGAUUUUAAAGGGGCCCAGGGCUCCUGACCGUGGCUAUUGCAGUAGUGGCGGCGGUCAGGGGCCUCAGUGCCCUUUUAAAUUGCCUGGGGCCCUGACCAGUUGCCUUCUUUGCUUCUCCCUACCCCUUCUCCCCCACGUCCCAGCCUGUGGGCCUGGUUAACCUUGUUCAUCACUUCUACUUUUCCUCCGUGCCUCAUGGUGGUAGCCAUGCCUUCACCCCCUCACUCAGCAGGCACAGAGCUGAGCUGAGAGGCAUCUGGGCUGAAAGGAGGAGCUCUGAGGCAUAGGUGGACAUUGGUUGUGUUUCUGAAGACAGCUUUGAAAGUGGGCACGGGGGGAGGAUUGCAGGGGUUGCACACAGUCGAGCAGGGUCGCUGAGGGGCACCUUUAAGCAAUUUCUUACCAAAGCUGCUGUUCCCAGAAUCUGACAGCUCCCCCCGCCCCGGUUUCUUUCAGAUCACUUUAAGCACCAGCUGAAGGAGACCUAUGGCUGGGCCAUUAGCAUGGUUUCCAACUCCUCUGUUAACGCUAGAAUUCCCACCGUUUCCCAAAAUUGCAGAUUGUGAAAUUUUCAGGGCACCAGCCAUCUAGCUGUGAAAUAAUGACAUUUCCCCUGGGUUUUGCCAUGGAAGCAGUUUUGCCUGAAGUUGGACUGAGAAUGGCCAUCCAGUGGAAAUGUGGUGACAACAGGCCCAUUGACAGCAUUUCGGCGCAGUGUGAAAAUGCCCCUAUUCUGAGCAUUUUACACCUGUCUUGAGACUAUUUUACACCCCUUCCUCCCCUCCCCCCCGGAGUUGAU